Messenger RNA from Cimex lectularius (bed bug), 5929 nucleotides. RefSeq names its product Ig-like and fibronectin type-III domain-containing protein 1. Gene Ontology annotation, molecular function: protein binding. NCBI's taxonomy places the organism in Eukaryota, Metazoa, Arthropoda, Insecta, Hemiptera, Cimicidae. The transcript is spliced from 26 exons. Bases 180 to 4427 code for a protein of 1415 amino acids. The record is from RefSeq and is a predicted model, not a curated record.
UUUUUUCCAGGGUAAGGCGGUACGUGAUUCCACGAUGGUUAUUUACCAAGAUGCCCCAUUCCGACACCUGUUGUGGCCGUGUCGUCUACCCUAGUGAAGAAGGCGUCUCAGGCACUAUUGGGACCCGACAGCAGUGGUGAUAGUUUUCGAGACAUAUUUUGUGACAGUGGCGAAGAAAAAUGAACUGGUAUUACUGCGUGAUAGCAGCUUUGAUUCAGCUUGCCAACUCGGAAGUUGCUGAAGUGCCGAGUGCUCGCAGUUCCCCUCACCCGCUUCACGUUUACGAAGGGGACGAUGCGUUAAUAACGUGCGUUGUUAGAUCGAUAGGCUCGAAUACAGUUGUCUGGAAAAAGGGUGACAGUGGAACAGCGAGGUGGAAAGUCCUUACCGCAGGACACGAGAGAGUUUCACUCGACAAAAGGAUACGGGUCAUACACGACGACGGUGGUGAUGUUUGGGUCCUGGCGAUCAAACAUGUAAGAGCGAAUGACACUGGGCUCUACGCCUGCGAGGUCAACAGCACCCCAGUUGUCCAGACGUUUCACCACCUUUCGGUUCUGUCGAGGGACCUUGUACCUCCGCCGACGCCGACUUCCCUCGCAGGGACGGAAAAACCGCCAAAUCACAACUAUACAGACUGCUGCAUCGCCCUUAACGUAACGUCGGACUGUCUCGGCUUCUGCAACAUACAGAGCAUCUUGGAUGGGACGACGGGCCAGGACCCGGAACACUGCGAAACAGAUUUUCAAUCUAUCGUCAAAUGCAUGGCUGACGGACGGAAUCACGUACCAUGCUGCGUUGAAGAGAAAGUCCCUGAUAUCUGCCAAGACGUCUGCAGAGGCGAGUACACAAUGAUAACAGACAACAUCAAAACCCACUUUUCCUGCGCUGCAUACACAGAGCAGACUCUUGCCUGCAUUGUACAAGGAAUCGAGAUAUUACCAAGCGAACCACUCGACGUGGUCGUCACACCGCUCAGCGACACCUCAUUCGGCGUUGAAUGGGUUCCACCGUUCAACAAUGCAGAAAGAGUCACGGAAUACACUGUGAACGUCACUAUGCUCAGGAGUUUCGAUCCUUCCGACGUCGCUUACGACGCUCCUGACAACACGAGCGUGGACAUAGUGACGCCGCACAGCGUCCAAGUCAACGUUAAGGUUACUGACAACUUGACGAAUUACGUGGUAAUUAAGGAACUGGUCCCGUUCACAAUGUACGAAGUGUCUCUGAUCGCGAAGAGCAAAUACGGUACGAGCCUUCCGUCGAACCCGGUACGUUCGCUGACGAUGACCCCUGGACGUAUGAAAGACGAUAAGCCGGUCGCCUUCCCCAAGCUGCCCGACGUCAAGAAAUGCUGUAUGGACAACGGAAUGGACAUCGACAAAUGUUUGCCAAAAGUGUGCGACGUGAACGAGAUCGUCAACUUGCAGACUUCGGACUUGAUGAUCUGCGCCCCCUGGGCCAACACGACUUUCCGAUGCUUGGCCAACGGGGUCGACCAUACUCCAUGCUGUAAAGCGCGGGGACUUCCGGACGUCUGCCAACACCUGUGUUCUGGAAAUGUGUCCCAGUUAAACUUCAUUUACUUCAAAUGCAUCAAGUACAUUCCGACCUACCGCGACUGCCUCUUACAGGGUUACGGAGUCAUACCUGGUCCGCCGUCCCGGGUCCGGGUGACAAACAUCGAAGUCGACUUCGCCAUAGUCAACUGGGAACCGCCGACCUUCCUGGCCGAUACGGUCAUACAUUAUAAUCUGUACUACAGAGUUUUGAAUUCGGAGGCUGGCUCACAGGUCAUGACGAUAGGCUCGGUUAAGCCACCAUGGAUUCUUGAAGGUCUUAACAGUGACACACAUUAUGAAAUUUAUGUGACAGCCCUUAAUGUGCACGGAGAAAGUGAAACUUCCCAAAGAGUUAUAUUCAGUACCCAAAGCAAGAUAUUUGAAGCAAAAUUGGAGCCCGAUGAAGAUGAGUAUAAUGUCACAGCUUGCUGCGCCUCAGCAGGCCUUAGCUCCCCUUGCAUGCCACUUUGCAGCUAUGAUGCGAGCAUGUCCCAGAUCAAGGCGCUCGCUGGGGUAUGCGGGCCCGAAUUCUCUAAACUUAUCAGAUGUGGUGCUGGCGGUCGUAACCACAGCCCUUGCUGCGCGAGGAGAGGCGUACAGUCUUCAUGCCUGCCCCUAUGUUCCGGCGUCGUCACAAGAACUCUCAUCAGCACGUCUUCAACAUGCAUGCCCUUCAUUGGAAACAUUGUGCAAUGCUUUGAAGAAGGCACUGGAAUACUGCCUGGGCCCGUAUCAGAACUACAUGCUGUCGAAGUCACCGACUCGUCUGUCACAUUAACAUGGGAGCCACCGUCUAAGGGAGCAAAUGCGACAGGAUAUGUGAUCAACUACAAAAAAGUGGACAAGACUUCAAUGCAUGAAACAGUACUGAAACUCGAUAAUCAAAAGAUGGUCACUACAACAAGCAACACUCUGACUGAUCUUGAGAAAGGUGAGCUUUACAAUAUAUUUGUAGUGGCAAGGAAUCAACACGGAACUUCACUCCCAUCAUCCAUUUUGCUCAUCAACAUAACAAAAACAAAUAUCGGUGACAAGACCAUUGCUGCCAUUACGUCUCCGCCUCAUUCUCUCGCUGUGUCCGGUCACAGUGCUCAAUACGUUACAAUUACAUGGCAGCCGCCAGAAUUCAGCAAUCCAUCGGAGAAACUGUCAUACAGGAUAUUCUACAAGACGAGUGCGGACUCUUCGUUCAACGCUGCUGAAACGUCAGUAACUUCACACACACUACAGCGUCUCAGCCCUAACACUCAGUACAUCAUUUACGUAACGGCUAUUUCCAAAAAAGGACAGAGUUUGCCAUCUGAGACAUUAAUUGCCUGGACUGAUCCAGCAUAUCCAGCAUUUGUUGAGCUGCCAACAGUCCACCCUAUAAACUUGAUCGUCGAAGGAAGCAGCAUGACUGUUUUGUGCAUAGCAAUGGGUACACCAAUGCCUACGAUUUCUUUGUAUAUUUCUGGAAGGCUUGUAAGGCAAGAAGUGACCAGGCACAUGGUAACGGUGAUUUAUAAUGUUACAAGAGACAUGAAUCACAUUUCAUGCUAUGCUGACAACGGAUAUGGCACUCCAAACGAAUCGAGGAGAAGAAUCGUCAUAAGCUAUAAACCUCAUCUGACAGCAUCAGGAAUCGCAAUGGCCACGCACGGCGACACUGUGACUUUAGAAUGCCUGGUCGAAGCCCAUCCCGAGCCGCAGAUGAUGUUUUGGCAAGACAUUACGCAAAGAAUACCUGUCAUUCAGAGCAAUAAGUUCGCAGUUAAUAUAAUCCGCAGUAAAGAUGAUGAGGACAAAUGGAUUAUGCAUCUAACAAUCAAAUCAAUAACAGAUGCCGAAGAAGGUGAAUAUUUCUGUCAUGCUGAAAACGCUUUUGGAAAUGCAACAAGAGCAGUGUCAGUCAGGCUUCGAAAUGUUGCACCUGUGUCAAACAUCACACAGUGUUGUAUCGAACAAAAUGUGACGUCGACUUGCAUGGAUGCCUGUUCAUUUUAUCUUGACAUAGAUGCUGUAAUCGAUAGACCUGAGUGUAUCAAUGAUUUUGAUAAAUUUAUGAAAUGCGCAUCAGAUGGUUCUGACCAUCGUAAGUGUUGUGCCCUGUCCGGUGUUGAGAGAAAUUGCCUUGAAUGGUGCAGAGGAGAGCCACUAUUCGCUCAAGACAGUAAAAUUUGCUUGUUGCAACAUACGAAAAAAGUUAUAUCAUGCUUUAGAGAAGGAAGAGAUCGCCUACCUGGACCACCGCAGAAUGUAAGGGUUGAAAGAAUCGACGAUCAUUCAGUCUGGGUCAGGUGGGACCCUCCGAUUAAGAACCCACACACAGUAGAAAUGUACAGAGUUUUCUGGAGACAGGAAGGUCCCAAAAACUCACCAAUCAAGAUUGACAGCAAAACAACAAGUGUGAAAAUAACAACGCUCAAAUCUGGAGUGAUAUACGAGUGCAUGGUUAAAGCUGGUAAUACAAGAGGAACGAGUACACUUACAGAAACUGUGCGCUUCAGUACAGAUGAAAAAUACAUUACCUCAGCAGCCAGCAUGGGAGAAGAACAUUCUCAAGUUGGCAUGGCGUUUAGUCUAGUCUUCAUAAUCGCAUUCAUUGUAGGAGUUCUUGCAGUUGCCGUUUGGUUCAUAAGAACAAGAAGCCUAUUAGGGCACAAAUCAACGAGCGGCGUUGCCUUUGAAAAUCCGAGUUACCUUCGAGAAGUAAAUAUGGACCACAUACAGACAUUAGAUGCGAACACAAGCAGUGGGGCAAAUCAUUCAGGUUGGAAACAGGAACAGCUUCACGUCCCCGCAUCUACAGAAGUGCCUCCGUCCAUUUAUGAAGAGUUGAAACUCGGCCAGGACGGUGCUGGAUUCAAGAGGCUAAAGCCAUAGUGCCAGGUGUCGUACAUACAGUCCCAUGUGUGAUAAUAUGAAAAGGGGCAAAUUCGUAUAGCUCAUUUCUAUUAAAAAUAAAUUUUAAAAAAAUAUAAAAAAAAAUAUCGACACUUGUACAGUAUUAAACAGAGAGUAAGGAAGAAGGGGUAAAUUCUGUUUAAGACAGGAAGGGGAAUGCACAAAAAAUAGUUAUUUUCCAAGGGGGUACUGCUUUGUGUAAAAACAAUCUUUUGCUUUGAAUUAAAAAUAAAUAUAAUUGUAAAUAAUCUUUUUAAUAAUAGUUGUAUGUUUGUAAUAUUGUGUUUUAUUUUGCUUGAUGGAAUGGAAAUAAUUUGUAAAUUUCUGACAAUGUAAGCCUAACUUGUUUUGAUAAAAAGUUAUUUUUUCAGAUUGCGGUAAACACGGUUUCAAAGACUCACGAAAGAUUUUUUUAAACAUUUUAACAAUAUAAUUAUAUAUUUUAUUUUCUCCUUCAGCCAUUCUUUCCUUCCAAUUUAAUAUAAAACAUAUCUAGUCCCGAGACUAAAUUAGUGAAAUCUAGGUGCUCUGUUUUAAGAGGUCUGGUUUAAACAAUAAUCACACUCCUAGUGUCUGUCUAGUGUAACGAACAACAAUUGUAAAAUAAUGGUUUACAAAGCAGGGUUUGAGUAUUUAUAUUCUAGAGGUCAGCAAAAACAAAUUAAAAAGUUAAAAGUACUUUUUGAUGUGUAUAGUAAAGAUGACAUUGUUGUAAAUAUUAAUAUACAAAAAAAAAUAUUUUACAAAAGUUGUAUGAACUCGGUAUUAAAUGUUAAUAGAGUGUGAAACAGAAAACAAGUACAUGGGUAAAGAAAUAUAUAAAUUAUUACUAAUUGUAGUCAGAUGAUACUUUGAUAAAGUAUAAACUAAGGUGAAUGAGUGUUUCAUAUGUGAUGGCAAAAUAAUAUGUCCAUCUUGUGGCAUAUCAUUUAUCCAUAAGACCUGUGCCUUGAGAUAAUUUAGGCUUUCUAAAAUAUAAUUUUGAACAAAUGCAUACUUUUGUCUUAAUUAAAAUCACAGUUACAGUUUUGUAAAAAAAAAUGACCAUUACUUUUUUUAAAUAAAUAAAGAAAACAAAAAUAUUUAAAAACACAAAAAAAAUUAUAUAGCGCUAUUUAGAUAAUUGCAUGUGAUUUUGUUUUUCAACAUUUUAUUAAACACUUAUAAAAUAAUCAAUUCGUUUUUAUCAAUUAAUAAUUGUUAAUGUUUGUAUAGAACACUGUUGAUGUGACGAAUAAAGUUUCUUAGUGAUAAGUAGAGGGUAUAGUACCAACCACUCACAAAGGUUAGAAUAUAUUUUGUAUAUCUGGUCAAUCUAGAUGUCCAUUAAGAAUAUAGUGAGUACUAAACAGAAAGAAAGUUGCCAGAAAUAUAGAAUUUUAUCUCAAGAUUAUCUUUUCUACAAUGUUAGUUUCCCAUCUGAUAUUGAGAUAAUGAAAAUAAAUGUAUGAAAAAAAAAUAAAGAAACAGAUAUUUCUAAA